Messenger RNA from Scophthalmus maximus (turbot), 2253 nucleotides. It is a transcript of the gene tnnt2c, whose product is annotated as troponin T2c, cardiac. NCBI's taxonomy places the organism in Eukaryota, Metazoa, Chordata, Actinopteri, Pleuronectiformes, Scophthalmidae. Gene Ontology annotation, biological process: cardiac muscle contraction; regulation of muscle contraction; sarcomere organization. Bases 436 to 1260 code for a protein of 274 amino acids. The transcript has 3 exons. Gene Ontology annotation, cellular component: troponin complex. The record is from RefSeq and is a predicted model, not a curated record. Gene Ontology annotation, molecular function: troponin C binding; troponin I binding; tropomyosin binding.
GUUUAAUUUGGCUACGGUUACGAUUUGGGCAAGGGACUGCCGAAGGAUGGAUGAUACUGUAAUGAUGUAGGUAACUGGAAAAAAAGAUGAAGACCUGAGCUACUUCUGCAAACACUGUGAUGGAAAUAGUCUCUCAUCUUGUCCUUACAAAGGAAUGAGGAGCCCUGCAGGGUCAGAGUAGAUGGCAGCGGGUCUUUAGGGGAUAAGUGGGGGUGUGACUGACAAGACUCGUUGAAGGAGAAAAUAGACUAUUCCAUCUGUCUCAAAAUCCGCCCUGCUGCUGACCCACACUCCGGAGACUGUGGUCGUCAGCCCACGGUCACAUGGUCAAGGCAAACCCUUAAAAAGCCCCUGAGCGCAAAUGCCCGAGACCCCAGUCAAGUCUCGGUGAUCGUUCCGCUCCCUCUUCCCUGUAAAAGCCUCCGAGGUGCCGUCAUGUCAGACACUGAGGAAAUCGUGGAGGAAUAUGAGGAGGAGGAAGAGGAGGUGAAUGAGGAAGAAGAGUUGGAAGAGGAAGAGGAGCAGGAUGAUGAGGAAGAAGCAGAGAGGAGAGAAGAGAAUGAGCAAGAAGAAACGUCCAAACCCCGACACAAGACGACCUACGUGCCAAAUAUUGCUCCUCCGAAGCUCCCUGACGGCGAGAAGGUGGAUUUCGACGACCUCCACCGCAAGAGAGUGGAGAAGGACUUCAAUGACCUGCAGUCGCUGAUCGAGGUGCAUUUCUCCAGCCGCCAGAAGGAGGAGGAGGAGCUGGUGGCGCUGCGCAAUCGCAUCGAGCGCCGCCGCGCCGACCGGGCGGAGCAGCAGCGCGUCCGCACGGAGCAGGACCGCGAGCGGCAAGCGCGGCUGGCCGAGGAGAGGGCGCGGCGCGAGGACGAGGCGGCCAAGCUGCGCGCCGACGAGGAGGCCAAGAAGAAGAAGACUUUCACCAACAAGUCCUUCGGCGGCUACCUGCAGAAGGUGGACCAGAAGAAGGGCAAGAAGCUGACGGCGCGGGAGGAGAAGAAGAAGGCCCUGCUGGAGCGCAGGAAGCCGCUCAACAUCGACCACCUGAGCCAGGAGAAGCUGGCGGAGAAGGCGCAGGACCUGUGGCAGUGGCUCCACCAGCUGCACGCCGAGAAGUUCGAGCUGGCCGAGAAGCUCAAGAGGCAGAAGUACGACAUCUACGUGCUCCGGAACCGAGUCGCCGACCACCAGAGGGGCUCCAAGGCCUCCAAGACGUCCCGCGGCGCCAAGGGCAAGUCUGGCUCCUGGAAGUGAGGGUCAGAGUUCAUGUUGUUCCUGGACUAUUUCUGCCCGCAUUUACAACUUGUAUCAUAAAAGCUAUCCAAGAGAUUUGGGUGUAGGUCGAGGGGAACCUCCUGGUUCAGGGCCCCCGGGGGACUGAGGUGAACGAAGCCACAGCAACAUCUUGAAUGACAUCCGAUAGUUCUGUUGAGAUAAAAUAAUCAUCUUUGUUUACCAAAUCGUCAUGUUCAUAAGCCUUAGUUGACGAGUUUAUUAAAUCUGAAUGUGUGGUGGUUUUAUUUUUACUGCUCCACCAGAGUACCGCUUUGUGUUUUAUUUUGUUCUCGCAAACUACAAGAAUUUUCACCGACGCAGUCUUUCGCGAUUAGGCUUCAUGUUCCCACGUUUAUUCCUUUAACAUUUUCUUCUGAGGCCAAAAACUGAAUUUGUUUCCAAUAAAUCAACUUAUUUUAAUUUCGAGUAACGCUGUUUUCAUACUUGGGCCUUAUCUAAAGGGAUCUCAGUCUAUUGGGACUUUAAACUCUUGCUGAUUCCUUUUCACCCUUAGAAACCUCUUGUAGCAGUUUUUUGAAAAAGGAAGCUCUGUAACUUUUCUCAACACUUAACUGAGUGACUGGUUGAGAGCAGCGUGGGUGGGGUUUCUGCUCAGUGGUUUAAAACAGGUGUUGCACAGCUGAUUUUUUUUUUGUUCCAGAGCUAAAUUGGUCUCAGGACGAGAAGUGUUGAGCCCAAGACUUUGCAGAGUGGAUGAAGCGUUCAUAUCUCUAUAGUACCAGAAUGAAAAAUUCCCAGAUCUUAAUAGAUUUAAUUAAGUUCAAUUUUUACGAUCAAUCAAAUCAUGCUUCAUUUGUUUAAAACAAUGAUCAAAUGGGAACAUUCUAACUACAAACUGAACAUCAGGUGGAUGAAUACUGUUUAUUUAAUUUCUAAAGACUAUGUUAUGUUUUCCUUUUUCUCUUAAAUAAAAGCAGAUAUGCCAUGAAAUAAUUGCAUCAGUAAACUGAA